AUGGCUCCAAUAUCUGCUUUAGAGAUUAAACAGGUUGCGUUCAGGAUUAAAGGAGACAGUGCACUGGGUGUAGGUUGGUGGACUGGCAUUUUCUUUAAGCGAUACUGGAAUAUCAUUUGUCAGGAUAUAGUAGCAGAAGUGUUAAGUUUCUUCACUAAUGGUUCAUUGCCUCAAGAUUGGAACCACACGCAGAUUUGCGUUAUUCCCAAGAAAAUAAAUGCUAAUGCUAUGUCUGAUAUGCGGGUGGUUCAUGCUUUGCGUACUAAUGCUAAAUUCAAUGAGGAUAUGGUGGCCAUCAAGACUGAUAUGUCUAAAGCUCAUGGCUUCAUCAUACCAGGUCGUGUGAUUAGACAAGGUGAUCCUCUAUCCCCAUUUAUCUUUAUUCUAUGUGUGGAGGCUCUGAAUUUACUGUUUACAGAUGAUAGCCUUUUCAUCUUUAGGGCUAAAAAGGAGGAGUGUGAGGAAGUGCUGAAUUGUCUAAGAUUGUAUGGGAGGGCAUCUGGCCAGGUGAUUAAUUUUAAGUCAACAAUCACUUUUGGGAGUAAGGCUUCAAAUGAGAAAAAAGAGCUCGUCAAGAGUAUUUUGGGUAUAACUGAAGAAGGGGGUAUUGGCUCGUAUUUGGGCUUACCAGAAUGCUUUAGUGGAUCUAAACAAGCUUUGUUAGCUUUCAUUGGAGAUAAGCUAAAAGGUAGAUUUCAUGGUUGGUUUGCUAAAUCACUUCCGUUAGGAGGUAAGGAAGUGCUACUUAAAUCCAUUUCAAUGGACUUACCAGUAUAUGUUAUGUCGUGUUUUCGGUUAAGUAAGAAUCUUUGUAAAAAACUUACUAGUGCAAUGAUGGAGUUCUGGUGGAGUAAUUGUGAAGGGCAGAGAAAGAUUGCAUGGGUGGCAUGGAAAAAGCUAUGUACAGCCAAAAGUGAAGGGGAUUUAGGAUUCAAGGAUUUAAAUGACCUCAAUCAGGCAUUUCUCGCCAAACACUCAUGGCACAUGCUUAAUAACUCGGAGUCUCUUGUGGUAAGAUUCUAUAAAAGCAGAUACUUUCAGAAAAAGUCGAUUUUGGACUGUGGGGUUGGUUCUCGUCCGUCUUAUGCGUGGCGUAGCAUUUUACAUGGACUGAAAAAAGGAUUACAUAAAGUGAUUGGUGAUGGACGCAAGACCUUGGUUUGGCAAGAGAAGUGGUUACAGGAGAAACACCCCGUGCUCCAUACCGUUUUAACAUUUUUUGAUGUCAACUUUAAGGUAGCUAAUUUGAGAGAUCCGGUGAGUGGUCAUUGGGAUGUCUCCAAAGUUAAUGAACUAUUUCCCCCAUUUGAUUCAGCACAGAUCUUAGCAAUGAAGAUAAUGGAGGGGCGAGAUGACCGUUUUAUAUGGCCUUACAAUAAGGCUGGAGCGUAUACAGUUAAAAGUGGGUAUUGGUUGUUAAGAACCUUACCAACUAUAUAUGAGAAGCAAUCGGAGGAGGUGAUAAGAUCCAACAAGAUCAAAGCAAAGAUUUGGGGGUUAAAGACGGUCCCCAAAAUUAAAAUGUUCCUGUGGAAAAUGUUAUCUGGAGCCUUAGCAGUGGCAGACAGAUUGGCCUCGAGAGGGAUCGCAAUAGACUUGCGAUGA
Messenger RNA from Camelina sativa (false flax), 1605 nucleotides. RefSeq lists its product as uncharacterized. The record is from RefSeq and is a predicted model, not a curated record. Lineage: Eukaryota; Viridiplantae; Streptophyta; Magnoliopsida; Brassicales; Brassicaceae.